AUGACGCCGGAACUGUUGCGUGAGAGUCUGGAAAUCAAAAAGGAGACUAGUGUACAGAGUCUUGCGACAGGAAAGUAUGGUACACAACGGAAGCGUAAUAUCGAAGAAGAACCAUGGUAUCAUGGUUUGAGAACAAGAGACGAUGUAGCUCCUCUUCUCCGCGAAACAGGUGAUUUCCUCGUCCGAGCCAGCCAAAACGGCGAUGUAUAUACACUCGUCCUCAAUGUAAAGAAUGGGUCUGAAAUCGAUAAUUUGACGAUUAGCGUGGUUGACGAUCUAUUCACGUUACACUAUCUACUGGACAAAGGAAAUCCAGUGAAAUUCCGGACUGUGGCUCAUUUGAUCAAAUAUUAUAAGAAACAUCGACUUCCGAAUGAACGGCGUCUCGUAAAGGCGAUACACCGUCCAUGGUGGCUGCUUCGUCAUGUUGCUGUCAAAUAUGAUGAGUCUGGAAAAUUGGGUUCCGGCCACUUCUGCAAUGUAUUCAGGGGGAAAGUUACAAUCGAUAAGAACGAAACUGACGUCGCUAUUAAGAUUUGCCACAUACCAACCGAGGCUAUUACGCCAGAGGCACUACUGGAAGCAAGGACAAGCUUGAUCAAAGAGGCGAAGCUAAUGGUUGAAUAUAACAAUACUAACGUAGUCAAGUUUUAUGGAGUCGCGUGUGAUCGGCCGCCGGUGAUGAUUCUCAUGGAAUUGUGUGCCGGUGGAAGCAUGGAUAAUCUUCUACGAAAGAAAGGAAAGGACAUAAGCAAUACAGAAAAAUUUGUUUAUCUCUAUGAAAUCUCCUGUGGAAUGCGAUACUUGCAUAAAAUGAACUGUGUUCAUCGUGACUUAGCAGCGAGAAAUUGUCUGAUCUCAAGCGAUGGAAUCAUCAAGGUUGCUGACUUUGGUCUAAGCGUAACCCUCGAACAUGGAAAUACUUUGUGUAAAUCAAUAAUUAAAGAAGCGCCAAUACGGUGGUUUGCGCCCGAGUGUUGCCGUAUGGAACCAUUGUUUUCAAAGAAAACUGAUGUAUGGGCUUUUGGAACGGUAAUGUUUGAAGUAUUCAGUAAUGGAAGUAAGCCUUUCAUCGGAGUGAAAGAUCAAGCCAUCGUAAAAGCAAUAAGAAAAGCGGAAAUGCCGUAUCCACCACAAGAAACACCGCGAAAAGCGAUAGAAAUACUCAAAAAAAUUUGGGUCCUUGAUCCUGAACAACGGCCUUCUUUCGACUCUAUCGGUGAUCAGUUGCGUGAAAGCGUUGAAAGCUCACCUGAAGUGGAACCCCAAAAUAUGGUUGUUAACCAGUUAAAAGGUGUAAAAAGGAAAAUAAAAUUUAAAGACGAAGUACAGCGCAAUGCAACGGAAGAUACUUCACAUCCUCAAUGUCGUGAAAAGAGUUCACCUGCCGUUAGUCGUGAAAAGAGUUCACCUAUCCGAUGCGACACUGAUUGCUCUCAAGAAGAUUUUGUCGAAAAGAUUUAA
This is a messenger RNA of Necator americanus (New World hookworm), 1464 nucleotides long. RefSeq lists its product as uncharacterized. Gene Ontology annotation, biological process: protein phosphorylation. Gene Ontology annotation, molecular function: ATP binding; protein tyrosine kinase activity. The record is from RefSeq and is a predicted model, not a curated record. Lineage: Eukaryota; Metazoa; Nematoda; Chromadorea; Rhabditida; Ancylostomatidae. The coding region runs from base 1 to 1464 and encodes 487 amino acids. The transcript has 16 exons.